AUGCUGAGUCAUCCACUAUUCACAUGUUGGAACUUCAAGACAACAAGUGGACUUCUUCUCUUCGACAUCUAUCGAGGCCGGUCCUGUUUAUCAAUUUCUUCACCAUUUUCUCCUGAAUUUCCGAUGUGGAAAACCCUCAAGGACAAACAUGCCAGCGCGUUUGGCUCGGCUCCCAAGCAGGAGUCAAAACAGGACGAUCAGUCCCUCACCACCAUCCUAAAUCGGUCGCAGCGGGCGGACCUAACCGUACUUAUUGCCCAGAUCGCCCAGCGCAUGAGAGACUUGGCCGAGGAGACCUUCAAGACCCCAGACGCCCAGAAACCGAAAACCGCGUCUGACAAUCUUAUUGAUUUGGACGAUGACGGUGGUUGGGAUUGGGACUCGGACAAGGAUGAAAAGGCUAAAAAAGCCAAAGCUGAUCGUGCGCGCACCGAAUAUGUACCAACCAACGAGGAUGCCAAAGAGGAGGCCGCCUUGUUGACACAAUUCGACGACUGGAGGGACUCUGUCCUACUUCGAGUGGGCGAAGUCGUCAAUAAAGACGCAGAGGACGACGAGGGAGAUUCCCUGCAUGGUGCUCAGCCUGAGAGUCCUCAUGAAGACGACGAUGGCGACCGCACGUGGAAGAGGCUGUCCAAAGUAUAUCCUCCCGUGGAGACACCUCUAAUUAAACUCCCCAAGCCGAAGAGACUGUUGAUACUGCACUCGCUACUCCUUUUGCUUCUUAGUCUGGAGCAUUACAAUGCUAGAUCUCGCGUAUUGAUGCUGUUCACGGCGUCCAGUUUGGGAAUUGGCAUCAAGACGCUGAACCAGGAUGAAGUCAAGGUUGCGCGGGGUUUACUCGACGCCGCUCUCCAGCUCAGUGCGAGUGGAGAGGCUCAAAGCCCGAGCAGAGACGACUCCUCAAGGAAGUGGAAAGUCGGUAUUGCUUCUGUUGCGGGCGCUGUUUUGAUUGGUGUGACCGGUGGUCUUGCCGCCCCCUUCAUCGCAGCUGGCCUGGGAACCGUCAUGGGCGGUCUGGGUCUAGGAGCGACAGCAGCAGCUGGAUAUCUCGGUGCCCUUGCCGGUAGCGGUGUCAUUGUUGGCGGUCUCUUCGGUGCCUACGGAGGAAAAAUGACCGGACGCAUGGUUGACAAGUAUGCCCGCGAAGUGGACGACUUUGCCUUUUUGCCGAUUCAUGGCUCGCAAAAGAGGACCGAGAACGAAAGGGACGCUGCCAAGGACGAACAUCGCCUUCGAGUGACCAUUGGCGUCUCAGGAUGGCUGACUGAAGAGAGCAAUUUCUACGUCCCCUGGCGUGUCAUUGGCAGCGACUCUGAAGUAUUUGGCCUUCGCUGGGAGACAAAGGCCCUAAUGGAUCUUGGAAACGCGAUGGACUACUUGGUCACAACAGCUGCCUGGACCGCUGGUGGACAGAUUCUAUCCAAGACUUUCUUGGGGGGCUUGCUGAGUGCAAUGAUCUUGCCUCUUGGUCUGUUGAAGAUUGCCCGUAUAGCCGACAACCCCUUUAGUGUCGCCAAGGCCCGAGCAGACAAGGCGGGCGAGGUGCUCGCCGACGCACUGAUCAGCAAGGUACAAGGCGAGCGCACCGUCACCCUCAUCGGCUACUCUUUAGGCUCGCGAGUGAUCUACUCUUGUCUCCAAAGUCUAGCGAAAAGACAGGCGUACGGACUGGUAGAUUCAGCAGUUCUGAUGGGAUCACCAACACCAUCAGAUGCACCAGAUUGGCGGCGCCUCCGACGAGUCGUCAAUGGACGGCUGAUCAACGUCUACUCUGAGAACGACUCCGUGCUUGCAUUCCUGUACCGAACAAGCAGUCUCCAAUACGGCGUCGCGGGCCUUCAGCCCAUUGAGAACGUGCCUGGCGUCGAGAAUCUAGAUGUUAGCGACAUAAUCAGCGGCCAUCUGCGCUACCAGUACCUUAUCGGGCGGAUCCUGAGAACCCUAGCAUUGGAGAGCAUCAAUGCCCGGGAGCUUGCUCGAGAAGAGGCAGCGUUGGCUGCAAAGGACAAGAAGCAGGAGCAGCAGCGGAUCCAGAACGAGCGAAAGGCGGGUAUUGAGGGUGACAAGGAGGCGGCGCGCAAGAAGUUGGAGAGCGGCGAAAUUGCCGAAGAGGAGGAGCGCAGGAUCCAAGAGGCGGAGGAGAAUCGGCCGAAGCUGCCCCGUCGGCCUGCUCGGACCCCGACCGGGAAGAGUGAGAGUGGAGAGAUUCUGUCUGGCCCUGGUUCUGGAAGUAAGAUGGUUGAUGGCGCCAAGGACGAGCCGUCGCGAUCGCUCGAAAGUGACAAAACUGCUGGACGAGAGGAGCGCCAAGUCCAAGCAGCAAAGGAGACUCCACGUCAGAUCCCGCGUCGCCCUGUCCAGGCCCAGGUCGAACAGAGUGACGAGGAAACUCCGUCUCGCAUCAAAAUGACAGACGAUGAUGAAGACCAGACUCGGCCCGGCGUCACGACAACCCAGGAACCUGCUGAGUUACCACCUUGGCAUAAGUUUGAGAAUAGCAACACCGCUGAAGGCAAGGAGCGAACUCGGUCCGGAAUCAAGGUGGCCCAGGAACCCGCUGAAUUACCACCUUGGCAUAGAUUCGAGAGUAGCAAUACUGCCGAAGGAGAGUGGCGCAAUGUACAUGCCGUGGAGAAUCGGCAUCGGCUCCCACGUCGCCCCGUUCCUGCACCCGCAUCGGCUGAGCAAAGUGACGAGGAGCCCUCUUUUGGCAUCAAGAUGAUCGACAACGACGACUGA
Aspergillus calidoustus is the source of this 2742-nucleotide messenger RNA. The record is from the annotation of a GenBank genome assembly. NCBI's taxonomy places the organism in Eukaryota, Fungi, Ascomycota, Eurotiomycetes, Eurotiales, Aspergillaceae.